AUCAUCUCCAAGCAGAAGUUAGGCAAACAUGGGAUACUUUGUGUAAUGUUAUCAUGAGCAGUUUUGUUAGCCACAACACCUCUUUUUUGAGCACACCUUCUUCAUAGUGCUGAUGGCGGUUGUCGAUAGUGGCUACCGCUUCGUUUUAAUCGACGUUGGGGCCGAGAGACGGCAGAGCGAUGGGGGAAUCUUCAAGGCAUCUGAUUUUGGGCAAGCUCUCGAGAACGGCACCCUCAACAUCCCCGACCUGGGCAAGCUCCCCCGGUGCCAGGAUCCUCGACUAGCCUCUCACGUCUUCGUCAGGGAUGAAGCAUUUCAACUAAGGCCCGAUUUUCUGCGGCCAUAUCUCGCCAAGGACCUGACCGGGGAGAAGCGGGUGUUCAACUACAGGUUCAGCCGAGGAAGAAGGUGCGCUGAAAAUGCGUUCGGCAUAAUGGCGGCUCUGUGGAGAAUCCUGUUGCGGACGAUCAACCUGAUUCCACAAAGUCUGGAUUACGUCGUCAAGGCCACGUGUGUGUUGCACAACUACCUGCUGGAACACUGCGAGCAUCCUGAAGGCUAUGCAGAUAAGGACGAUAGUUUCGGGAACACUACAGAAGGGUCCUGGAGAGCGGAAACGUCGGAGGCUUCGAAGAAGCUGCUCUUCUCGAUGCAGCCGACAUUUUCUCGCAACUUCUCAGAUGAGGCUGGGGCAGCUAGAGAAGUAUACAACCACUACUUCUCUUGUCCACCAGGAGAGGUUAAGUGGCAGUGGAAGUUGCCUGGUGUAGACAAAGAAAAAAUCCAGAGAGGCCUCGUGCAGAAAGGUGCAAUGAUGAAGUAAAGCCAUGUUCCAAAUUUGGUGUUGGAAGAAUCGUUAAGAGCUCCAGUGAUGAAAGUGGCAUUCAACCUUUUGUAGCAGGUUCUGUAGCAGACAAAACAUUAGUUUGGGGCAGUCACUGAUUCUUUUGGAGCAGAUGCCAACAUCAGUUAG
This is a messenger RNA of Ixodes scapularis (black-legged tick), 973 nucleotides long. RefSeq lists its product as uncharacterized. The record is from RefSeq and is a predicted model, not a curated record. The coding region runs from base 113 to 823 and encodes 236 amino acids. The transcript is spliced from 2 exons. NCBI's taxonomy places the organism in Eukaryota, Metazoa, Arthropoda, Arachnida, Ixodida, Ixodidae.